Propithecus coquereli (Coquerel's sifaka) is the source of this 2416-nucleotide messenger RNA. RefSeq names its product spermatogenesis associated 2 (gene SPATA2). Gene Ontology annotation, biological process: protein linear deubiquitination; protein K63-linked deubiquitination; regulation of necroptotic process. The record is from RefSeq and is a predicted model, not a curated record. The coding region runs from base 129 to 1691 and encodes 520 amino acids. The transcript is spliced from 3 exons. Lineage: Eukaryota; Metazoa; Chordata; Mammalia; Primates; Indriidae. Gene Ontology annotation, cellular component: cytoplasm.
GCCAGAGUGAUCUCUUUUUUACAUUAGCACUCCGCUGGUCCAGGUGGCAGCAUGUUAGUACUUUUAGCGAUGUCCCCAUCUUUAAACCAGAAGCCAUGGAGGAGAUAAGGUAGCCCCCCCUUGAUCGGAUGGGGAAGCCCAGUUCAAUGGAUGCAAAAUACAAGGAUGACUUAUUUCGAAAGUACGUGCAGUUCCAUGAGGGCAAAGUGGACACCACCCCCAGCAAGCAGCGGCCUGGCAGCGAUGAAUACCUGCGGGUGGCAGCCUCGACCCUGCUCAGCCUGCACAAGGUGGAUCCCUUUUAUCGAUUCCGGCUGAUCCAGUUCUAUGAGGUGGUGGAGAGCUCUCUGCGCUCGCUGAGCUCCUCCAGCCUGCGGGCUCUGCACUGCGCCUUCAGCACGCUGGAAACCGUGGGCAUCAACCUCUUCCUCUACCCGUGGAAGAAGGAAUUCCGAAGCAUCAAGACCUACACUGGCCCUUUCGUUUAUUACGUCAAGUCUACGUUACUGGAAGAGGACAUCCGAGCCAUCCUGAAUUACAUGGGCUACGUGCCUGAGUUGGGAACUGCGUACAAGCUCAAAGAGCUCGUGGAGACUGUCCAGGUGAAGAUGGUCUCCUUUGAGCUGUUUCUGGCCAAAGUCGAGUGUGAGCAGAUGCUAGAAAUCCACUCACAAGUGAAGGACAAGGGGUACUCUGAGCUGGACGUCGUGAGCGAGCGCAGGAGCAGCACAGAGGACGUUCGCGGCUGCUCAGAUGCACUGCGACGGCGGGCCGAGGGCAGGGAGCACCUGGCGACUUCAAUGGCCCGUGUCGCACUCCAAAAGUCGGCCAGCGAGCGGGCGGCAAAGGACUACUACAAGCCCCGUGUGACCAAGCCCUCAAGGUCGGUGGAUGCCUACGACAGCUACUGGGAGAGCAGGAAGCCUCCCCUGAAGGCCUCACUAAGCCUUCGGAAGGAGCCCAUGGCAGCAGACUUGGGGGACGACCUCAAGGACGAGAUCAUCCGCCCGUCCCCCUCACUCCUGACCAUGUCCAGCUCCCCCCAUGGCACCUCGGAUGACCUUCCACCUGCCUCCCCCAACAACGGCCUCGGCCUGCUGCGCAGCACGUACUUCUCCACUCAGGAUGACGUGGAUCUGUACACAGACUCGGAACCCAGGGCUGCCUACCGUAGGCAGGAUGCUCCGCGGCCAGAUGUGUGGCUGCUCAGAAACGAUGCCCACUCCCUCUACCACAAGCGCUCGCCCCCUGCCAAAGAGUCCGCCCUAUCCAAGUGCCAAAACUGCGGCCUGUCCUGCAGCUCCUCCCUCUGCCAGCGCUGUGACAGCUUGCUCACGUGUCCUCCGGCCUCCAAGCCCAGCGUCUUCCCCAGCAAGGCCUCUGCCCAUGACAGCCUGGCCCACGGGGUGUCUCUGCGAGAGAAGUACUCAGGCCAGAGUCAGGGCCUCGACCGGCUGCCACACCUCCACCCAAAACCCAAGCCCUCCGCCACAGCCACCUCCCGCUGUGGCUUCUGCAACCGCCCAGGCGCCACCAACACCUGCACCCAGUGUUCAAAAAUUUCCUGCGACACCUGCCUCAGCGCCUACCACUACGACCCCUGCUGCAAAAAGAGUGAGCUACACAAGUUCAUGCCAAACAACCAGCUGAACUACAAGUCCACCCAGUUCUCCCAUUUCGUGUACAGAUAGACUUGACCUUGCGCCUCCCUGCUACAAGGGCUACACCACUGACCUGGUUUCAUGGUGAAGCAGUAUUAACGUGUUGAUCUCAGAAGCGGAGGCCUGCUCUUGACCAUGCAGGUGGUGGGGAUCGUGGGCUAGCUGCAUCCACGUGGGAGUUCACUUAGCGACUCAGAUAUUUCAACUGAUGGCUGCUUUGUCGUCUGACAAGGGAGAGGGUAGCACUUCCGUUCAGGUUCGUUUUUGCUGAUCACUCCCCGUUCGGUUGGGUUUUCUCUCCUUUAAAGAGGAUUGUUAUCUCUGGGACUCUCGCUGCGCCUGCUCCUCCCACCGCGAGGCCAGCUUGGACUGGGAAGGGCCCUUCAGGUGGAACGCCUGUCUGGAGUGGCGAGCUGGAGGCCUGUUGGCUUGUGAAAUGAGCCCUCCUGCCACACUGGGCCUCUCCCAAUGGUUUAUCCUUUGGUCGCCCCCUUCCCAGCUGGACUCCCCGCACCCUGACUUUCCUGCCUCUCCAGGUGUCAAAGGUGAACCGAGUCCAGUGUUAGCUGACUGUCAUCUUGUUACCACCACAGCACAGUCGGCCAGUGGUGUUUGUGAACGUGGCUCCAACACAUUGCAGUGUGGACUUCCCACAGCGGGACUGACUUUCCCUUUCUGUUGUUUGCACAUGCCCCUCUUACUGUACUGUAAAUAGAUAUUUUUAAGAUUUAUUUUUAAAUAAAUAUUCAACUUGC